Messenger RNA from Dentiscutata erythropus, 5589 nucleotides. The record is from the annotation of a GenBank genome assembly. Lineage: Eukaryota; Fungi; Glomeromycota; Glomeromycetes; Diversisporales; Gigasporaceae.
AUGUUCAAUAACUUGCAGAUAGGUUAUGGGCAAACUCCGCCAAUCCAACCACAAGCGGUAACCGCUAGCGCGACAUCGGGAGGCCCAAACAUACCUAAUGAUCAAGCUAAAUUUGAACAACUCUAUAUCCAAGGUGUUUCUGGGGGAAAGUAUUUAACAGGUGAAGGCGCGAAAGGGAUCCUUUUGCGUUCUAAAUUACCUGCAGAUGCAUUGGCUAAAAUAUGGACGCUUUCAAAUGUAGCGGGAAAUGAACAUCUCACUUUCCCAGAGUUUGCUCUUGCUAUGUAUCUUACAAGUUUAAAGAUAAAAGGACAAGAGCUACCCAAUAAAUUACCUGAAACCAUUUUUAAUGAGCAAUUUUCAGGGUUGGCAGUGGGUCCCAACGUGCUACAGUAUUCUUCUAUCCCUGAUACCUCUGGGGUAUCUGUAAUGCCGGGUAUGUUGCCAUUUACACAACGAAUGAUGCCGCAACAGAAUCCACAACAACAGUAUAGCACCACAGGAUUACAGGGAAAUGCCAAAAUUCCGUGGGCUGUGACACAAGAAGAAAAAAUUCAAUAUAGGACAAUAUUCCGGCAAUGGGAUUCAACAGGAUUGGGAUAUUUAACGGGUGAAAAAGCAAGGGAAAUUCUAUCACAAUCUGGUUUGCCUCAAAAUGAUUUAAUGCAAAUAUGGAAUUUAUCGGAUCCUAAUAACAACGGAAAAUUAAAUCAGGAUGAAUUCGCAGUGGCCAUGCAUUUGAUUUAUAGAAGACUUAACGGCUAUGAUGUACCGACUACACUUCCUCCAGAGCUUAUUCCACCGUCUUCUAGAGAGUUAAAUGAAAGUCUGGAUUUAAUCAAAAGCAUGUUAAGUUCAGAUGCACAUAAUACACAAACGUUAUUAAAUUCCCAACCUGGUGCUCAAUAUGUGAAAUCUAGAAGUUUCACCAGUACCCCUACAAUUGAAUACAAUGAUGCGGUUGUAUACAAACAUAAGGAUGAUGAUGUUGGUUAUGUAUCUGCUGCGAGGCAUCGUGUUCCUUCAGUACCUCGUGAUCGAUCGCCAUCAUCGUUUUCUUCUUUUUCAACAUCUUCUUUUUCUGAAUCUGGCGAUAGGGAUGAUUUUUCUGGAAAAUUGUCAAGAUUAAAAAAGGAAAUUCAUGAAAAGCAAAUUUUAUUAGAAGCGUUGUCGUAUUCGGCUAAAUCAGGUCCAACAUCUUAUGAUCGUUCUUAUUCCAGUAAUUCUUCUGAUAUAGAUGAUUAUAAAUACAAGAUAAAGGAACUUCAACGAAAAAUAGUUGAUGCACAAAAUUCUACUCCUGAAUGGCUUUCAAGAGAAUUUGUUAAGAAUACGGAUGAACUGAAUUCUUUAUUGGAUCAACAUCGUAAUUUUGAUUACGAAUUUAACAAUAUUCUUUCCAGCACUGUUCCAAAUUUAAUUAAUAAGGUUCGAGAAACAAAUAGUAAUGUGGCUACUGCCAAACUAGAACUCUUCAAAAUUAGAGAUGGGCGGGAAGGGGGUUUAAAAAUUAUUGGGACGGGUCCUGGGGGUUCUAUUACUGAAGCUGAUAAAAUUAAAGCGAAGGCACAGGCUAUGCUACAAGAUCAAAUGAUGCGCAUGACUGGAAAGUCUCUUAAUUUUGGUAGUGAUGUAUCCGAUUCAUCAGCGUCAAGGCGAUAUGAAGAGGAAGUGAGUAAGGUUAACUCUGAAAAAGAAAUUAGAGAACGAAAUGUUGCAGAUGUUGAAAGAAAUGUUUCAAGACUUCAAGAUUCGUUAAUACGGAUUGCAAAAGAUCGGGAAGAAAUCGAAGAUAAGUUGCGCCAAAUAGAAAGAAAUAUACGGUCUUAUGAGAAUGAUACUCGGAAAUGGGAGGAUGGAAUUGGUGUAGGUGAAGAAGUUCGGAAAUUCAUCGACGAUCUUAAGAGAGAUGCUCCAAAAUCAUCUUAUCGCACAGAAUAUACCCAAAACAAUUAUUCUUAUGAUGGAAACAAGUACAAUGAACCUCGCUAUUCAUCUACAGGAAAUGAUGCACAUGACCGUAGUCGUUCAAUUUCUUCAAUUUCAAGUUAUAGCUCAGUUAGCAGCUCGGUUCAAAGUUCUUCUAAUGCAAAAACUCCAGGAGAACGUAGUGCUUUUAUUGAAGCAGAGGCAAAACGUAGAAUGCAGGAACGCUUAAAGGCUUUAGGCAUUGAUAACCCAUCACCGGAAAAACCUACACCGUCUUCUGAUUCAUCAACAAUCACCAAUAGACUAAGUCAACAAGAAGCCGAACGAUUAAAAAAAUUGGAAGAGUUUAAACGUGAAGAAGAAGAGAGAAAAAAUAAAUGGCUUACAGAAGCCCAAGAACUUGAGAAAGCGAAGGACAAAAAAUUACGUGAUAAGGAGGAGGCAUCGCGUGCUAUGGAAAUGGAGUUGGAAAGGAGGAGGUUGGAAGAGGUUGAAAGGGAAAAGCGGCAGCAGGAAGAGAGGUUAGCUAGGAUUAGGAGAGAAGAGGAGGAACGUGCUGCCGCUUUACGAGAACAAGAAGCUCUAGUUGAGAAUUCCCGAGCCGCUAGAGAACUUGCAAAAAAAAGAGAGGUCUCAUCUACUACUAAAUCGACUAUAUUUAAACCAUCGUCAAAUAUUCCAGUUGCUCCCCCAGCACCACCAUCAAAUAUUCCAGUUGCUCCUCCAAUGCCAGCAUCAAAUAUUCCAGUUGCUCCUCCAAUGCCAACAAAUAUUCCAUCAGCGCCACCACUACCUCCCUCCUCAAAUAUUCCAUCAGCGCCACCACUACCUCCCUCUUCAAAUAUUCCACCACCACCACCAUUGCCACCUUCUUCAAAUAUUCCAUCAGCGCCACCAUUGCCCCCCUCUUCAAACAUUCCAUCAGCACCACCAUUGCCACCUUCUUCAAAUAUUCCAUCAGCGCCACCAUUGCCACCUUCUUCAAAUAUUCCAGUAGCGCCACCAUUACCACCUUCUUCAAAUAUUCCAGUAGCGCCACCAUUACCACCUUCUUCAAAUAUUCCAGUAGCGCCACCAUUACCGCCGUCUUCAUCAAACAUUCCAUCUACUGAAGACACCCGACCCACAACUAAUUCUCGGCAAAGAACAAUUUUAAAAGCUGAUCGUAGGAUUUCAGCAGAAUUAUUUGGUAGUUUGGCUUCUGAUCAGCUUGCAAGUGAAGGAAAACUUUCGGCACCUACUACCCCCGACAUAACUCAUACAACAUCUAGCGAAAGUGAAGACUAUUUACGUUCUGCCAAUGAAUCAUCAAAUCUCGUAGAAUCGCCAACUACUACUUCAUCUUCCGAAAUUGAUGUGGAUUUCACACAAGAAUUUCGUGUUAAAUCUCUUUAUCCUUAUUCUGGUGGUGUAGAUGACCUUCAGUUUGAGGCUGGAAUUUCUUUCAUAGCACAUCCAUCCAAAACUCAAUCAAAUGCAGACUGGUGGUAUGGUGUGAUUGAACAAACUGGUGCAAAAGGCUGGUUUCCCAAAUCAUAUGUUAAAGAAGAAAAAGAAAUUUGUAAAGCGAAGGUCUUGUUUGAAUGGAAGGCAGAAACUCCCGAUCAGCUUGACAUUGAACAGGGCAUUGUUGUUUCUAUACUCGACAAGUCCUUAGGUGAUUGGUGGAAGGCGGAAUAUGAAGGCACUAAAGGAAUUAUUCCAGCAAAUUAUGUCGAAGAAAUUUCUAGUUAUAGCGCCCAAAACAAAUUAGAUAAGGAUAUGACAGGUGAAGAUGAAACAAGUAACGAUGACACAAGUGAAGAUGAAACUAAUGAAAAUAAUGGCGAUAUACGUGAUAUUGCUAAUAAUUCAAAUUCAGACAGUAUUUUUGACAUAGUUUUCACGGAUCCCAUAACGAUACCAAAAUUUAGCAUUCAAUCUCCUAAAAAUGCCAGUUUUAUAAAAAGUCCAAUAGAAAUAAAUUCUAGAUCAGCUUCACCGAAUUCAUCAGAACCUACAGAAUUUAUAAGAAGUCCAAGUCCAACAAGAUUAUUUGGUUCUAGCCCAAUCAUCACUGUUCCAUGGAUGCAAGGGAUACCAUUCAAAAGAGAGCGUAAUAAUUCUACAGAUUCUAGCCUAAAUCCACAAAAUAUGCCGCAAAGACCAGAAAGUCCAGCUUCGGCAGGCCAAGGACCUUCUACACCCUUGUGGGCAGGAAUAAUUGACCCUAAAAUACUGGAAAGUAUAUCUAAAGAAGAACGUAAACGACAAGAAGCCAUUUAUGAAUUAAUAACCACAGAGCAAAUAUAUCUUCGUGAUCUUCAAAUAAUAAUUAGCGUGUUUUAUGGUCCUCUUCAAAGUCUCCUUUCCGAACAAGAUUUAUCUAUUCUUUUUUGUAAUAUUCAAGACAUUCUAUUAUGUAAUACUGCCAUUCUUAGCGAUCUGGAGCAACGCCAAGAGGAGGAUUCUUAUUUUGUUAGUAAAGUUGGCGAUAUUUUACUCAAUCAUUCUGAAGAUUUAAUAUUAUAUACGAAAUAUUGUGGUAAUCAACUGAAUGCAAGCAAAUUUUUACAAAAAAAAAGUAGUGUAGAUAAAAAAUUUGCUGAUUUCCUUAAGAAAAGUCAGCAAGAUCCGAAAUGUGGGUCAUUGGAUCUUUCUAGCUUUCUUUUGAAGCCUUUACAACGAAUUACUAGAUAUCCAUUAUUAAUACGUCAGAUAUUGCAUUAUACAAGCAAAGACAAUAUCGACCAUCAAAAUAUGAUGCAGGCCCUUCAUAAGGCCGAAAAAAUCUUGGAAGAAACAAACGAGGCAGCACGUGAACAAGAAAACCAGAUGAAAUUGAAAGAGAUAUCAAAUCUUGUGGAAUUAGAAAGUUUAGAAGAGAAACUUGACUUGACUAGUAUGACUCGUCUAGUUGGAAAACGGCAAUUUCUUCUUGAAGGAGCGUUACAGAAAGCUAAAAGUAGGCGCAAUUUAUUUGGCUACCUUUUUAAUGAUAUAUUACUUCUUUGUCAUGCGAACAAAAAAGCAACUGCCAAAGGACACAAAUAUUCGUUGUACAAGCCGCCAAUACCUUUGAAUGAAAUAUUUGUAAAAGAUAUUGGACCAGAUGAAACAUGUUUUCAAGUGGUUCAUAUUCAAGAUGUUAUAAACCUUCGAGCAAGUAAUGUGUCUGUAAAACGGCAGUGGGUUAAUCAACUUGAAACAGCGAAUGGAUAUUGCUUAGCAAUGGAAAGGAAAAAUCAAAAAGGAGAAAGUUCCUCUUCACCCAUGUUUAAUGGCCACAUUAGUGGUACACUCAGGGUUUUAGUGUACGAAGGUGUGGUUCCAUUUGAAAAUGGGUCAGAAAAUUUUAAUCUAAAUGCAUAUUGCCAGGUGCAAUUGAGCAGACAAGUCUUUAAGACAAAAAUUGUUAAAGGUACUCCAUUUCCGCACUGGAAUCAGCAUUUGAUGUUUUCCGUAAUAACACUAGAGGAUACAUUAAAAGUCUCAUUAUUUAAUUUUGAUAAUAAGUACACAACGGAUGAAUAUUUGGGACAAGCAGAAAUUGGUCUACAUUUCCUAUCAUAUUAUGGAGAUAAUGAGACCGAUAAAAUUACAUUAAAAUUAAAGGACGUACCACCGGGCAGAACCUCUGGUUCUGUGUCGAUGUUCCUAAGUUAUAAAGCAACCAACUAA